Diabrotica virgifera virgifera (western corn rootworm) is the source of this 2480-nucleotide messenger RNA. RefSeq lists its product as uncharacterized. Bases 68 to 2017 code for a protein of 649 amino acids. NCBI's taxonomy places the organism in Eukaryota, Metazoa, Arthropoda, Insecta, Coleoptera, Chrysomelidae. The transcript is spliced from 9 exons. The record is from RefSeq and is a predicted model, not a curated record.
CAAAAACAAACAGAUAGAAGAAGACAAGAAAGUUUCGACCAAGUUAAUAGUUGAACUCCUGGUAAACAUGAACUUAUUAUUAAAAAUAUGUUUGUUGCUAUUUUCGUUUUCGAAAUUGUGCCACAGUGAAAACUCUAGUACACUUCUAAUCCACAAAAUCAGAGAAGACUUUUUAAAUUUGGAAGAUGAGCUUUGGAGCGUUAUUCUUAACGAGAAAGACAAACGUGGAGAUGAUGCGAUAUUCAUCGUCAAGAGGUUUCUUGCCUUUGACCAGGAACUCCAGCAACUACCACAAGAAAUUCUGUACGGAAUGGAACUUCCAAGAAAAUCACAAUAUUUUCUACUAUUCUUUUCCGAUAUACGAGUGAUUUACGAUUUAUAUGACAAAUCUAGAAGAUAUCAAGAGGAAUUUUUGUUUCCUGAUACGGAAGAUGACAAAGGAGCAGAUGAAGUGGACGAAUAUCAAAAGAAGAUAAACUUGUUGGCUCUUGUCCAUGACAUUCUCUACGACGAGAAGAAUAACGUUAAUAAAACGAUUUUGUCCAUCCAAUCUCAGAUAUUACCAUUGGUGAAAGAUGUAAUUUCACUGAGCAAUGAUUUUUGUCAACAUCCGCAUCAAUCUUCUCAACAAAUAUUUUACAACUUCUACAACUUAGUAGCUUUGGCCCAACUGAAAGCAUACAUGUUAUCCCAAUUUGCACUUAUGGCCCACCGGACGGAUGAUAUAGGCAAUUUCACUGAUUUAUCAUUGCUAGUAAGAAAACAGUACCAAGAGCACAGUGAAGAUUUAUAUAACGUUUUUAAAUUCAGAAUGUAUGAAUCCAGGAAAAUGUAUCGAUGUGAUCCAAAAUAUCAUAAAGAAGGAGAAACUUUCGAACAAUUAACAAGGCUCAUACAAGCACAUGUUCAAAACGAGGUUGACUUAAAUUCAAGAGGUACUUGUACGGAAAAUUGUGCUGCGUAUCCUGUCACACGCAGUUAUGGAUGUUACGAUCACAAUAGUGACUACUGCCGUCAUGUCCAACCAUGCAGAGGCAAUAUAUACAAUUGUCAAUUCAUAGAAUCGGACUUCGUAACCUGUGAUGGAGCCCCAGGCACUCACAGGAGAUAUUCUUACAUUCAAUAUAAAGGAGGUAGAACACUGGGCCAAAGAGGCAGCUGUGCUAGACGGACCGUGGAUAGUUGGUGGAGAUGGUUCGUUCACUGCUCAUACUGCUUAUGUUAUUGCGAUGAACCAGGUCUUAACUCGGAUAGAUACUUUAGUUUACGACCUUCUAUAGCCGAUGUAAACAAUAACUGGGUGGUAACUGGGAUGCGAUUUGUCAAACGAAAUCGCAUGAUUCAUAUUCAAAUUCAGCAGGGCGUGUUAUUGCCCUACGGAUAUAUUAACCAAGACAGCGUACAUUGGAAGCCGGUAGAUGACUUUUCGAUACAGUCUUGGGGUGCUGUUGAAGGUGAAGAUUACCAUAUGAUGAGAUAUCUAAAGAGCACCAUGAAUUUGGACCAAUUAGAAGUUCCGAAUCGGAAUUGUGUUAUUACAGGUGCAGGACUUGUUUUAAAUAACAAAAACGAAAUUAAGUUACAAAUACAAGUAACACCCUUUAACUUGACAUCUGGUAAAUUAGAUAUGGUAAAAUCUACAAAUAUUGAUAUGGGAGACGACUACAACAGAAGAGGCAAAAUCCCGAUAAUCAGCCCAGAUAUACCAACCAAGUCACCUAAAUCGACUGAGUAUUCCCAAGGAUUAUCUACGUCUAUAGAGUUUACACAUACUGAUUUGGACAAAGAUGCAGGCCAAACCACAGUUCCUUUCAUAGACAUUCAACCAGUCUAUUCUGAUGUUGCGGUACCCUUACAAUCAGCUGGACUUUAUUACAAAGGAAUGCUGGGAUAUGGGGGUUUUGUUGGUAUUAACCUACAUACUUACGAUUAUUCCAACCUAUAUAACUUUAAUUUUCCCAAAAAUGAAGAUAGAAAGGAUGAUUCAAGAGAAAGUUUUGUAGAGAUAGUACAUUAGAAGCGUCAUUUAUGACGUAUACAUGUUUUUAUAUACGAUUCUCCUUUUCAACUAAAAACAAUUUGGAAAACGUUAUUCUAGUUUAUUACGUUACUUUUAUGAAAAUAACAUCGAAAGGUCAGUUUUUUUAGAUUCAAGCCAUAAUUUAAUCCGUAGCCCCAAAAACGGCUUCUAAGGUUCGUAGGACCAACGAAUGUUGGUACAUAAUAUAGAGGCAUAUGCGUCUAUAUAAAUUAACAGGUUUCAGAAAGGACAGUUUUGUUUAUUGUUAUUGUUGGUUUGAAAACAGAAAUUAUUUAAAAAGACUUUGCUAUUUAGUUAGUUUGAUAGGGUUAUAUUAAAUUUAGGUUAUAUUUAUCUUAUCUCGAUAAUAAAGGAGUUGACUUUUACUCUGGCUUGUUUAAUUACGGUUAGUUUUUAUUGGACAUAAUUAUAAUAAACAUUUUUAACGAUUACAACACAA